This is a messenger RNA of Penicillium lagena, 525 nucleotides long. Its product is annotated as GFA family protein. The transcript has 2 exons. Gene Ontology annotation, molecular function: carbon-sulfur lyase activity. The record is from RefSeq and is a predicted model, not a curated record. Lineage: Eukaryota; Fungi; Ascomycota; Eurotiomycetes; Eurotiales; Aspergillaceae. Bases 1 to 525 code for a protein of 174 amino acids.
AUGACGUCCGUUUCCACCGCUGACAAGACCAAGCCCUACCUUCCUUUGGCUGGGGCUAGCCAGGAUGGCUGGUCUAAUGGACAGCGAGCAACAGCGACAUGCUUUUGUGGAGCCGUGCAGCUGAGCUUUCCCACCAGCGGACCAGGCUUGGUCGAUACUUUCCUCUGCAAUUGCACUGACUGUCGCAAAAUCACUGCUUCCAUGUUUGCCUCCAACUUUACAAUUGACGAUGAAUAUCUCACCCAUGAGCGUGGCCGCGACAACUUAUCAAAAUACAGUCAGUCCAAGUCUAUUGGGACUGACAAUACGAUGACCAACUACUUUUGUUCCACAUGCGGCUCCCUUAUGUACCGUAUCGGUACGGGUUUCCCCGGGAAAAGUAUUCUGCGCCUGGGCACGGUUGAUGAUUUCAAUCUGAGCGAGACCCAGCUGAAGCCUCGAAUCGAACAGUUCGUUAAGGAUCGCGUGGCGUGGCUACAUGGUGCGGAUGGUGUUGAACAAGUUCAAGGGUAUGCCUAUGCAUAA